Homo sapiens (human) is the source of this 11819-nucleotide messenger RNA. It is a transcript of the gene CEP152, whose product is annotated as centrosomal protein 152. The record is from RefSeq and is a predicted model, not a curated record. Gene Ontology annotation, biological process: de novo centriole assembly involved in multi-ciliated epithelial cell differentiation; centriole replication. Bases 117 to 4310 code for a protein of 1397 amino acids. The transcript has 27 exons. Gene Ontology annotation, cellular component: centriole; centrosome; deuterosome. NCBI's taxonomy places the organism in Eukaryota, Metazoa, Chordata, Mammalia, Primates, Hominidae.
GUGACUAGGAAGGAGCUAGUGGACUAGAGCCAGGGUAAGGGGAUCUGCUAGAAGUUGGUCUUCCGCCAGGACUAGAGUUUCCUCGCGGUAACAGCCUCCGUGGCCUCCGGAGGACCAUGUCAUUAGACUUUGGCAGUGUGGCACUACCAGUGCAAAAUGAAGAUGAAGAGUAUGACGAAGAGGACUAUGAAAGAGAGAAAGAGUUGCAGCAGUUACUCACAGACCUUCCCCAUGACAUGCUGGAUGACGACCUCUCCUCUCCAGAGCUCCAGUAUUCGGACUGCAGCGAGGAUGGCACAGACGGACAACCACAUCAUCCUGAGCAAUUGGAGAUGAGCUGGAAUGAGCAAAUGCUGCCCAAAUCUCAAAGUGUAAAUGGCUAUAAUGAAAUUCAGAGUUUAUAUGCUGGAGAAAAAUGUGGUAAUGUCUGGGAAGAAAAUAGAAGUAAAACUGAAGACCGACAUCCUGUGUACCAUCCUGAAGAAGGUGGAGAUGAAGGUGGAAGUGGUUAUAGUCCUCCAAGUAAAUGUGAACAGACUGAUUUAUAUCACCUUCCUGAAAACUUUAGGCCAUAUACCAAUGGUCAGAAGCAGGAAUUUAAUAACCAAGCAACCAAUGUAAUUAAAUUUUCAGAUCCUCAAUGGAACCAUUUUCAGGGUCCCAGUUGUCAAGGUUUGGAACCGUAUAAUAAAGUGACAUAUAAACCUUAUCAGUCUUCUGCCCAGAAUAAUGGCUCACCAGCCCAGGAGAUAACAGGAAGUGACACAUUCGAAGGCCUGCAACAACAAUUUUUAGGAGCUAAUGAGAACUCUGCAGAAAAUAUGCAGAUUAUUCAACUUCAGGUUCUUAACAAAGCAAAAGAGAGACAACUGGAGAACUUAAUUGAAAAGUUAAAUGAAAGUGAACGUCAAAUUCGAUAUCUGAAUCACCAGCUUGUAAUAAUAAAAGAUGAAAAGGAUGGUUUGACUCUCAGCCUUCGAGAAUCACAGAAACUCUUUCAGAAUGGAAAAGAAAGAGAGAUACAGCUUGAAGCUCAAAUAAAAGCACUGGAGACUCAGAUACAAGCAUUAAAAGUCAAUGAAGAACAGAUGAUCAAGAAGUCCAGAACAACUGAAAUGGCUCUGGAAAGCUUGAAGCAGCAGCUGGUGGACCUUCAUCAUUCUGAAUCACUUCAACGAGCUAGAGAACAGCAUGAGAGCAUUGUUAUGGGCCUCACAAAGAAGUACGAAGAGCAAGUAUUGUCCUUACAAAAGAAUUUGGAUGCCACAGUCACCGCACUUAAAGAACAGGAAGACAUUUGCUCUCGUCUGAAAGAUCACGUGAAACAACUGGAAAGGAAUCAAGAAGCAAUCAAGUUAGAAAAGACUGAGAUCAUUAAUAAGUUGACAAGAAGUCUAGAGGAGAGUCAAAAGCAGUGUGCCCACUUGUUGCAGUCCGGGUCAGUACAAGAGGUGGCUCAGCUACAGUUCCAGCUGCAGCAAGCACAGAAGGCACAUGCUAUGAGUGCAAACAUGAACAAGGCUUUGCAAGAAGAAUUAACAGAACUAAAAGAUGAAAUUUCUCUCUAUGAAUCUGCUGCAAAACUAGGAAUACAUCCAAGUGACUCAGAAGGAGAAUUAAAUAUAGAACUCACUGAAUCGUAUGUGGAUUUGGGUAUUAAAAAGGUCAACUGGAAAAAAUCCAAAGUUACCAGCAUUGUACAAGAAGAAGACCCAAAUGAAGAGCUUUCAAAAGAUGAGUUCAUUCUGAAGUUAAAGGCAGAAGUACAGCGUUUGCUGGGUAGCAACUCAAUGAAGCGUCAUCUGGUGUCUCAGUUACAAAAUGACCUCAAAGACUGUCAUAAGAAAAUUGAAGAUCUCCACCAAGUGAAGAAGGAUGAAAAAAGCAUUGAGGUUGAGACUAAAACAGAUACCUCAGAAAAACCAAAGAAUCAAUUAUGGCCUGAGUCUUCUACUUCUGAUGUUGUCAGAGAUGAUAUUCUGCUGCUUAAAAAUGAAAUUCAAGUUUUACAACAACAAAAUCAGGAACUUAAAGAAACUGAAGGAAAACUGAGAAAUACAAAUCAAGACUUAUGUAAUCAAAUGAGACAAAUGGUACAAGAUUUUGACCAUGACAAACAAGAAGCUGUGGAUAGGUGUGAAAGGACUUAUCAGCAGCACCAUGAAGCCAUGAAAACUCAAAUACGUGAAAGCCUAUUAGCAAAGCAUGCUUUGGAGAAGCAGCAGCUCUUUGAGGCUUAUGAGAGAACUCAUUUGCAACUGAGGUCUGAGUUGGAUAAGUUGAAUAAGGAGGUGACUGCUGUGCAGGAAUGUUACCUAGAAGUGUGCAGAGAGAAGGAUAAUCUAGAAUUGACUCUCAGGAAGACCACUGAAAAGGAGCAACAGACUCAGGAGAAGAUCAAAGAAAAACUCAUUCAACAGCUUGAAAAGGAGUGGCAGUCUAAGCUGGAUCAAACUAUAAAGGCAAUGAAAAAGAAGACCUUAGAUUGUGGCAGCCAAACUGACCAAGUAACCACCAGUGAUGUUAUUUCCAAGAAAGAGAUGGCAAUUAUGAUAGAAGAGCAGAAGUGCACAAUCCAGCAAAACUUAGAACAAGAGAAGGACAUAGCCAUCAAGGGGGCUAUGAAGAAACUCGAAAUUGAAUUGGAACUCAAACAUUGUGAAAAUAUUACCAAACAGGUAGAAAUAGCUGUGCAAAAUGCUCAUCAGCGAUGGCUGGGAGAACUACCAGAGCUGGCAGAGUAUCAAGCACUUGUGAAGGCAGAACAGAAAAAGUGGGAAGAACAGCAUGAGGUCUCUGUGAACAAAAGGAUAUCAUUUGCUGUUUCUGAAGCUAAAGAGAAAUGGAAGAGUGAGCUUGAAAAUAUGAGGAAAAAUAUACUUCCUGGAAAGGAAUUGGAAGAGAAGAUUCAUUCUCUUCAGAAGGAACUUGAGUUAAAGAACGAAGAAGUCCCUGUGGUCAUCAGGGCUGAGUUAGCUAAGGCUCGGAGUGAAUGGAACAAAGAAAAGCAAGAAGAAAUCCACAGAAUCCAAGAACAAAAUGAGCAAGAUUACCGGCAAUUUUUAGAUGAUCACCGAAAUAAAAUUAAUGAGGUGCUUGCGGCAGCUAAAGAAGACUUUAUGAAACAAAAAACUGAACUACUUCUUCAGAAGGAGACAGAAUUACAAACUUGUCUAGACCAGAGUCGUAGAGAAUGGACUAUGCAGGAAGCCAAGCGGAUCCAACUGGAAAUCUAUCAGUAUGAGGAAGACAUCCUGACUGUACUUGGGGUUCUUUUAAGUGAUACCCAAAAGGAGCACAUCAGUGAUUCUGAGGACAAGCAGCUUUUGGAAAUCAUGUCGACUUGUUCUUCAAAAUGGAUGUCUGUGCAAUAUUUUGAAAAACUAAAGGGCUGCAUACAGAAAGCAUUUCAAGAUACACUUCCUCUGCUUGUAGAAAACGCUGACCCAGAAUGGAAAAAGAGAAAUAUGGCCGAGCUCUCUAAGGAUUCUGCCAGCCAGGGCACUGGCCAAGGAGACCCUGGACCUGCUGCUGGACACCAUGCUCAGCCCUUGGCCUUACAAGCAACAGAAGCAGAAGCUGAUAAGAAAAAGGUCCUUGAAAUUAAGGAUUUAUGCUGUGGACACUGCUUCCAAGAACUUGAAAAGGCAAAGCAGGAAUGUCAAGAUCUGAAAGGAAAACUGGAGAAAUGCUGUAGGCAUCUUCAGCAUUUAGAAAGGAAGCACAAAGCUGUAGUGGAAAAAAUUGGAGAAGAGAAUAAUAAAGUUGUUGAAGAAUUAAUAGAAGAAAACAACGACAUGAAGAAUAAAUUGGAAGAAUUGCAAACACUUUGUAAAACACCACCAAGGUCAUUGUCAGCAGGGGCCAUUGAAAAUGCUUGCCUGCCAUGCAGUGGGGGAGCCUUGGAAGAACUUCGUGGGCAGUACAUUAAAGCUGUAAAAAAAAUUAAAUGUGACAUGCUUCGUUAUAUUCAGGAGAGUAAGGAACGAGCUGCAGAAAUGGUAAAAGCAGAGGUACUGCGAGAACGUCAAGAAACCGCCCGAAAGAUGCGCAAAUAUUAUUUGAUUUGCCUCCAACAGAUUUUGCAGGAUGAUGGAAAAGAAGGGGCUGAGAAAAAGAUUAUGAAUGCUGCUAGCAAACUUGCUACAAUGGCAAAAUUACUGGAAACACCUAUUUCUAAGCCAGAUAACUUAGGUGGUGAUGGGGAGACGGCAAGAUGCAUCCUCCUCCUCCUGAUAACCAUCUCUAAAAGCAAGAACCGAGAAGGAAAACUUUUUGGGCUUGGAAAGCUCUGUCACCUUAACUCUUGACCAGGGAUAAAUAAGUCUAAAAAUUGGUCCUGGACUUCAGUGCUUGAAUUCACAUACAGCUAUAGUAAGGAACAAACCAUCUUGUCAAAGUCUCACUUGUAUUCCUGAAGAUACAAUGCUCCUUCUCCAACAGUUAGGCUGUCAUCUCUCACUCUAGAAAAAAACUCUAAAACAGCCAAGUUUAUGCUCCCUAUGGAUCUGGUUGGUGCUUGAUCGUUUUAAGCCCUUGUUUUUAGUAAACUUAGAAUCUAGGCUCGUUGCUCACCUACCUUUUCCACUUGGUUCAAAAUCCAUGUCAGUUAUUUAAACUCUCAACAUUAAGGUUGAAAUUGGAAGUUCUCUUGCUUUCUGCUCCUUUUAGAGUAUCCUUAAUCUUUUUUGAUACUCAUAAUCUCAAUAGGAUUAAGUUACUUUAUGUCAUACAUCCUAUAUCCAAUUGGUUGGAGAUAGGGUGUGGUAUAGGGUGUAUGACAAGGUAACCUAAUUCUAUUAUGAUAAAUAUGAAGGUAUCCACUUAUUAGUGUGCAAAUGAAGGGACUACACAGCCAAACUAUGACUAGUGGUGUACAUUGGUUUGAAAGGUCAUGGCAGAACAAAAGGGAGGCAGGAGCCCUGUAGAUAUCAUGAUCACAUAAAUCUCACUUUGUCAUGAUAUUUAGCCCUUUUUUUAAUGUUGCUGGAUUUUUAUUUUAUUUUAUACUUUGUUAAAGAUUUUCAUGUGUAUGUUCUUGAGAGAUAUUGGUCUCUUGUUUUCCCAUGCUCUCUGUCUUGCUUUGGUAAAAGGGUAAUACCAGUCCCAUAGGGUGAGUUGGAAAGUGUUUCCUUGCCUGUGUUUUCUGAAAGAAUUGGUGUAGCAUUGGUAUUACUUCUUCUUUAUAUAUUGGAUGGAGUUUACUAGGUGAAGGCAUCUAGCCUGGGCUGGUGGUGGGGGUGGUGCAGAAGUGUGGAUUUUAAGUAAUGUAUUUUCUUGUUAUAGAGCUAUUCAUAAUUUCCAUUUUUUCUUUAGUCAGUUUUGGUAGUUUUUGGUUUUUGAGGAAUUUGGCUAUUUUAUCUAAAUUGUCUAAUUUGUUGACACAGUUAGCCAUAGUAUUCUCAUAAUCCUUUCAUUUCAGUAGGCUUGAUAAUGAUGUCCCCCUUUCAUUCCUGAUUUUGGUAUUCUGUGUCAUCUCAUUUUUUUCUUAGUCUAUCUAAAGGUUUAUCAGAUUAGUUGAUUUGUUUUCCCCCAAAGAACUUUUGGGUUCUUCUCUUUUCUCUUGUUUUUCUAUUGCCAAUUUCAUUGAUUUUUCCCUCUUCCUUCUGUUUGCUUUAUGUCUAAUUAACUGUUCUUUGUUCUUUUUUUUAAAAUUUAUUUAUUUUUGAGAUGGAGACUUGCUCUGUCGCCAGGCUGGAGUGAAGUGGCGCGAUCUUGGCUCAUUGCAACCUCCGUCUCCCGGGUUCAAGCAAUUCUCCUGCCUCAGCCUCCCGAGUAGCUGGGACUACAGGCGUGUGCCGCCAUGCCCAGCUAAUUUUUGUAUUUUUAGUAGAGACAUCGUUUCACCAUAUUGGCAAGGCUGUUCUUGAACUCCUGACCUCAAGUGAUCCGCCCACCUCCGCCUCCCAAAGUGCUGGGAUUACAGGCAUGAGCCACCACGCCUGGCCCUUCAUCGAUUCUUAAAGUGAAAGUUUAGAUUAUUGAUAUGAAACUGUUCUCUAUUGAUAUAGAUGUAUAAAGCUCUGAAUUUCUCUCUAAGCACUGUUUAAGUUGCACCUCAUAUGUUUUGAUAUGUUGUAUUGUUGUUUUCAUUUAGUUCAAAAUAUUUUCAAACUUCCCUUGCGAUUUUUCUUUUGACCCACAGAUUAUUUAGAAGUAUGUUACUUCAUUUCUAAGAAUUGCAGAUUUUCAAAGUUUCUUUCUUAUUUAUUUUUAAUUUACUUGUUUUCAGAUAAUAUACUUUGAAUGAUUUCCAUCCUUUUAAAUUUCUUGAGACUUGUUUUAUGGCCUGGCAUAUGGCCUAUCCUGGAAUGUUUCACAUGCACCUGAAAAGAAUGUAUAUUCUGCUCUUUUUGGAUGGAGUAUUCAAAAAUGUCAGUUCAAGUUGGUUGAUAGCAUUGUUCAAGUCUGCUAUAGCCUUGCUGAUUUUAUUCCUAUUUGUUCAACUGGUUAUUAAGAGUGAGAUAUUGUAAUCUCUGGCUGUAAUUGUUAAACUUUUUUCUUUCAAUUCUGUCAGUUCUUGCUUCAUGUAUUUUGAAGCUUUGUUGUUAGGUAUAUAUACCUUUAUAUCUGUUAUGCCUUUCAGAUGAAUUGGCCCUUUAUUAUUUUAAAAUAUCCCUCUUUGUAUCUACUAUAUUUCUUGUUUUAAAAGUCCAUUGUGUCUAUAAUUACUACAGCCACUGCAGCUCUCUUAUGAUUACUGUUUGCAUGGCAUGUCUUUCUGUUUUUUUCCUUUUAACCUAUUUGUAUCUUUUAAUUUGAAGUGAGUCUCUGGAAGACAGUAUAGUGCUGGAUGUUGCUUUUUUUUUUUUUAUCAGAGAAGCUUUGAUUGGAGUUUUUAGGUGCAUUAAAAUUUACUACAAUUUUGUUAGGUUUGCAUUUUCCAUUUUGCUAUUUGGUUACUGUGUAUCUUUCGUUAUUGAAUUGCUCUUUUAUUGCCUUCUUCUGCAUUAAACAGAUAUUUAUGAGGGUACCAUUUUAGUUUUUUUAACCUUUUUUUUUUUAGCUAUUUUUCUAAGUGGUGUCUCUACUUAUCAUAGGUAUCUUAACUUACUACGGCCUACUUCACAUGAAUAUUGACUAACUUCUGGUACAAUAUAGCAACUUUGCCCCAGUUUAGCUUCAUUUCCUUGCCCCUCCUUUGUGCUAUUAUGUCUUAUAUAUGUAUGUGUGUAUAUAUAUAUAUAUGUAUAUGUAUAUAUGUAUAUAUUACAGUGUUAUAAUUAUUGCUUUAUACAAUAAAGCAAUAUGUCUUCUAAAGAAUUUAAUAGAAGAAAUGUAUAUUUAUAGUUCUUUAUAUUUACUGACGUAGUAAUCAUUUCUGCUGCUCUUUCUUUGUUCCCAUGGAUUCUAGUUGCCAGGUCUGUUGUCAUUUCCUUUCAUCUAUAUUCUACUUCCUUUAGUAUUCCAAGUAAGGCAAGUAUGCCAGCAACAAAUUCUCUCAGUCUUUGUGGAUUUUGGAAUAUAUUUCAAAUUUAUAUAUGAAGGACAGUAUGUGAUAUAUUUAGAGUUCUCGGUUGACUUUUUUCCUCCAGCAUUUUGAAUAUGUCAUUCCACUGCCUUAUGGUCACCACUAUUCAUGAUGAAAAGUCAACUGUUAAUCCUGUUGUUCUUUAUAUAUGAUGAAUUGUUUUUCUUAUACUGUUUUUAAGAUUUUCUCUUUGGCUUUCAACAGUCUGAGCAUGGUGUGUCUAGGUCUGAAUUUGUGUUUAUCCUACUUAGAGUCUGUUGAGCUUCUAGGAUUUCUAGAUUUAUCCUUUUAAUACAAUUUAGGCAGUUUUUUGGCCACUAUUUCUUCAAUUAUUUUUUUCUGUCCUCGUUUCCUCUUUCUGGGGCUUUCAUAUACAUUAAUAUGCUUACCAUUGUGUCACAGGUCUUUGAGGCACUGUGCAUUCUUCUUUAAUCAUUAUUGUUUUUCAUAUUGGAUAAUUUUAUUAAUCUAUGUGCAAGUUUCCUGAUCCUUCUGCCAUCUCAAUUCUGCUGUUUAGCCUAUCUAGGAAUUUUCAUUUCAGCUAUUGAACUUUCUGACUCUAGAAUUUUCAUUUGGCUCUUUUUAAAUUGAUGCAUAAUAGUUGUACAUAUUUUGGGGAUAGACAUAUUUUGAUACAUGCAUGCAAUGUGUAAUGAUCGACCAGGGCAACUGGGACAUCCAUCACCCCAAACAGUCACCCCUUCUUUAUAUUGGGAACCUGCCAAUUCCUCCAGCAAUUUUGAACUUUACAACAAAUUAUUGUUAACUAUAGUUACCCUACUAUACUAGAGUGGUUGGUUAAUGGAUACAAAAACAUCAUUUUAUAUAUAUGUAUGUAUAUAUUUUAAGACAGUAUAUCACUCUGUCUCCCAGGCUGGAGUACAGUGGUGCAGUCAUGGCAGCCUUGAACUCCUGGGCUCAAGUGAUCCUCCCCGCUCAGCCUCCCAAGUAGCUGGGACUACAGGUGUAUGCCACCAUGCCUGGCUAAUUUUUUUUUUUUAAUUAUAAGUAAGGGAUCUCACCAUGUUGCCCAGGCUGAUCUCGAACUCCUGGCCUCCCAAAGUGCUGAAAUUUUAAGCAUGAGCCACCAGACCUGGCCACAUUUGGCUCUUUAAUAGUUACUUGUUUAAAAAUAGCUACAAAGCAGCUAUUACAAAUGUGUUUUAAAAAUUAAGGUAAAAUGUUUAAAGAAUUAAAAGCAUGACUUUUUUUUUAACCAGAGAUUCAUCAUUGAUCAUGUAUUCUUUUUUUUUCCUUUACUCUAAAAAAAAAAAAUACAUGUGCAGAACAUGCAGAUUUGUUACCUAGGUAUAUGUGUGCCAUGGUGGUUUGCUGCACCUAUUGACCCAUCCUCUUAAGUUCCCUCCCCUCACCCCAAACCCCCAACAGGCCCUGGUGUGUGUUGUUCCCCUCUCUGUGUCCAUGUGUUCCCAAUGUUCAGCUCCCAAUGUUCUCACUCACUUAUGAGUGAGAACAUGCAGUGUUUUGUUUCCUGUUCCUGUGAUAGUUUGCUGAGGAUGAUGGCUUCUAGCUUCAUCCACAUCCCUUGCAAAGGACAUGAUCUCAUUCUUUUUUAUGGCUGCAUAGUAUUCCAUGGUGUGUAUGUACCACAUUUUCUUUAUCUAGUCUAUCAUUAAUGGGCAUUUGAGUUGGUUCCAUGUCUUUGCUAUUGUAAAUAGUGCUGCAGGAAACAUACGUGUGCAUGUGUAUUUAUAGCAGAUUGAUUCAUAAUCCUUUGACUAUAUACCCAGUAAUGGGAUUGCCUGGUCAGAUGGUAUUUCUGUUUCCAGAUCCUUGAGGAAUCGCCAUACUGUCUUCCACAAUGGUUGAACUAAUUUACAUUCCCACCAACAGUGGAAAAGCAUUCCUAUUUCUCCUCAACCUCGCCAGCAACUAUUGUUUCCUGACUUUUUAAUAAUCACGUGAGAUGAUUGGCGUGAGAUGGUAUCUCAUUGUGGUUUUGAUUUGCAUUUCUCUAAUGACCAGUGAUGUUGAGCUUUUUUCAUAUGUUUGUUGGUCACAUAAAUGUCUCCUUUUUAGAAGUGUCUGUUCAUGUCCUUUGCCCACUUUUUGUUGGGGUUGUUUGUUUCUUGUUGGGGUUGUUUAAGUUCCUUGUAAAUCUGGAUAUUAGACCUUUGUCAGAUGGGUAGAUUGCAAAAGUUUUCUCCCAUUCUGUAGGUUGCCUGUUCACUCUGAUGAUAGUUUAUUUUGCUGUGCAGAAGCUCUUUAGCUUAAUUAGAUCCCAUUUGUCAAUUCUGGUUUUUGUUGCAAUUGCUUUUGGCGUUUUUGUCAUAAAGUCUUUUCCUAUGCCUAUGUCCUAAAUGGUAUUGCCUAGGUUUUCUUCUAGGGUUUUUAUGGUUUUGGGUUUUACAUUUAAGUCUUUAAUCCAUCUUGAGUUAAUUUUUGUAUAAGGUGUAAGGAAGGGGUCCAGUUUCAGUUUUCUGCAUAUGGCUAGCCAGUUCUCCCAGCACCAUUUACUGAAUAGGAGAUCCUUUCCCCAUUGCUCGUUUUCGUCAGGAAAAACGUGACUAUUUUAAAAUAGCAACUAUAAUACAAUAUUCCCUGUUGAGUCAUUGUCAUCAUAUUUUCAUCUUAUUUUUUUCUUUUCCAUAUAUUUUUCUGGUAAAUAUUUUUUGUCUGGUAAGAACACAGGAAGGUAAGAUAUACUCAACAAAUUUUUAAGUGCACAAUACAGUGUUGUUAACUAUACAUACAGUGUUUUACAUCAGAUCUCUAGAACGUUUUCAUCUUGAGUAACUAAAACAUUAUACCUGUUGAACAGUAACUCCCCAUUUCCCCUGACAGCCCCCUUCUAUUCUGUUUCUGUGAGUUUGACUAUUUUAGAAAUCUCAUGUAAGUGAAAUCAUGCAGUAUUUGUCCUUUUGUGACUUUUAGUCUUUAUUCAACAUCCAAGCACAUGCAUAGUUUUUCUUGACAGCUUUUUUCUUUGAUAUAAAUCAGACUUUCUGUUUCUUUACAUACGCUAUAAAUUUGUUGAAAACUGGAAAUUUUACGUAACAUAUUGUGGCAACUCUGGAUUUGGUAUUUGUUCCCCUGGGGGUUGUUAUUGCUGGUUUAUUAUUAUUGUUGUGUUGUUUCAUUAUUUGCUUAGACUUUAUCUGCAAAAUCCUCUAUGGUGUGUGCCUGCUGAUUUCUCCACUGUUGUUUUAAUUUGCAUUUCUAGUUUUUAGCUGGUCAUUUUAGGGGAUUUCUAUGCAUCUGUAUUGCUUAAUGAUUAUUCAAUUAUUGGUUGAAGGCUGUAUUGAAAAACCUUGAGUCAGUAGGUCUUCAUCCUAUGCUGAUGUGUCUGUGCAUUCAAUGUUCAGGCAAUUUUCCAGUCUUCCUCCACUUUGCUUCCCUCUGAGCGCUUCCAGGUCUUCCUGCUCAUGUGCACAUCCUCAUUAGUUCAGGGAUAUGUGGUGAGCAUGGGCUUUCUUAGGUUUUCCCUACAUAUGCACACAGCCUCCCACUCCAGCAGAGAUAUGCGGAGAGCUUAUUUAGCCCCUCAUUUCUAGACUUUCUUCCUGUUAAUUUAAAAAUUAGUCUGCCCAUCUCUUGCCCCAAAUGGGACUGCAAUCUCAGACUAGCGGAGCUAUGCAUCUUCCCUGUUUUUGUCCCUCUAACUUUACUGUUUUUAACUAACCCUACUACUGGGCAUGGGCUCCUUUCCUUCUACUCCAAAUCAAGUGAGCCCACUGUAGCAGAGAGGCUGCUAAUGUUCACUGUCAUUCCUACACUGUUAGCACUACCUCACUGAUCAAGCUGGGGAGCGGAAUGGGAGCAGCCCCUGGUAAGAACGCCUCAGAGUCUCACUGAUCUUCCAAAGUUCAGCAGCUUCUCAAUUUUGGUUGUUUCCCUUUGGUUGAUUUUUGGAGCCCUGAAAUGGUUGUUUUUCUUCUUUUUUCAGUUUUGUAGUAAUUUUUUUUGGGGGGGGCCGGUGGGGAGCUUCUUCACUCCAGUAUCACCAGAAAUUUCCUUAUUUUUAUUUAUUUGUUACGUACUGGAGUAAUCUCUUUUCUGUGUAUUUAUUAAUUUUUUCUUUAUUUUCCCCAACUUUUUAUAUUGAAAAUCUUCAUAAUCUGUAGAAAAUAAACACCUAUAUACCCUGCAUUUAGAUUUACCAAUUGUUUACUUUCUACAUUUGUUUUAUAUUUGUCUGUAAAUAUACAUAUGUAUGCAUGUACAUAGUAUGUACAUGUAUAUAAAAACAUUUUUCCUUAACCAUGAAGAUUAUUUGCAGACACCCUGAGUAUUCCUUCCUAAAUACUUCAGCAUACAUUUUCUAAGAACAAAAACAUUUUAUUUCUUAAAUACAAUUGUCAUAUUUAGGACAUUGAAUAUUGAUAAA